This is a messenger RNA of Rhodamnia argentea, 1427 nucleotides long. RefSeq names its product delta(12)-acyl-lipid-desaturase. The coding region runs from base 187 to 1347 and encodes 386 amino acids. The record is from RefSeq and is a predicted model, not a curated record. Gene Ontology annotation, biological process: lipid metabolic process. The transcript is spliced from 2 exons. NCBI's taxonomy places the organism in Eukaryota, Viridiplantae, Streptophyta, Magnoliopsida, Myrtales, Myrtaceae. Gene Ontology annotation, molecular function: oxidoreductase activity, acting on paired donors, with oxidation of a pair of donors resulting in the reduction of molecular oxygen to two molecules of water.
AGCAUAAAUACCGGGACGGCUUUGCGGAGCAGAGGCAGCUCGAGACUCCAUUAACGCACGAGAAGAAGCACAGAGGCCGGCAGUGAAGAAGCGCUUCCUGGAGGGAGAGAGCGCCUCUUUGUAGACAACGGAGACCGAGUUCCUUUCAGGGCUCAGAGGGAUCUCAAGCUUGAGGUGGGGGCAACAAUGGGGGCUGGAGGGAGAAUGUCCGUGCCGAGCAAGAUCGAUGAAGGAGGCCACAAGAAGGCCGAGCCCAUUCCAAGAGUGCCUCACGCGAAGCCUCCGUUCACCCUUGGCGAGAUCAAGAAGGCGGUCCCGCCUCACUGCUUCAAGCGCUCCCUCGCCCGCUCCUUCUCCUACGUCGUCUCCGACCUCGCGCUGGUCUUUGUCUUCUACCGCAUCGCCACCUCCUAUUUCCACCUCCUCCCAUCCCCGCUCGCCUAUCUUGCCUGGCCGGUCUACUGGGCCUGCCAGGGCUGCGUCCUCACUGGCGUCUGGGUCAUAGCCCACGAGUGCGGCCACCAUGCCUUCAGUGACUACCAAUGGGUGGAUGACACCGUCGGCCUCAUCCUCCACUCGGCACUGUUGGUCCCCUACUUCUCGUGGAAGUACAGCCACCGCCGCCACCAUUCCAACACGGGCUCGCUCGAGCGCGACGAGGUCUUCGUCCCCAAACCCAAGGCUGCGAUGCCGUGGUUUUCAAAGUACCUAAACAAUCCGCCGGGCCGGUUCGUCACCCUUGUAGUCACGCUCACUCUCGGCUGGCCCUUGUACUUGGCUUUUAACGUAUCGGGCCGGCCCUAUGAUCGUUUUGCAUGCCACUACGACCCAUUUGGCCCCAUCUACUCGGACCGGGAGAGGCUCCAGAUAUACAUCUCCGAUGCGGGGAUCAUGGCGGUGACUUAUGUGCUCUACCGCGUUGUGGCAGCAAAGGGCCUGGCUUGGCUCGUCUGCAUGUACGGCGUCCCGUUGCUCGUGGUCAACGCGUUCCUCGUGAUGAUCACGUACCUGCAGCACACCCACCCGGCGUUGCCGCACUACGACUCAUCGGAGUGGGAUUGGUUGAGGGGGGCUUUGGCGACGGUGGACAGGGACUAUGGGGUGCUCAACAAGGUGUUCCACAACAUCACCGACACACAUGUGGCCCACCAUCUGUUCUCCACGAUGCCUCACUAUCAUGCGAUGGAGGCGACAAAGGCGAUCAAGCCGAUCCUGGGGGAGUAUUACCAGUUCGACGGCAUGCCGGUCCACAAGGCGAUAUGGCGGGAGGCGAGGGAGUGUCUCUACGUGGAGCCGGAUGAAGGUAGCGAGAGCAAGGGCAUCUUCUGGUACAAGAACAAGUUCUGAGACUCGUUGCUUUGUUUUGUGACGAAGGGUCUUAGAAGGAAAGCAAUGUGUAGCUUCAGUGCGUGAUGUCAAAACGUGCU